This is a messenger RNA of Notolabrus celidotus (New Zealand spotty), 2703 nucleotides long. Its product is annotated as hyaluronidase PH-20-like. Bases 300 to 2375 code for a protein of 691 amino acids. Gene Ontology annotation, cellular component: acrosomal vesicle. NCBI's taxonomy places the organism in Eukaryota, Metazoa, Chordata, Actinopteri, Labriformes, Labridae. The record is from RefSeq and is a predicted model, not a curated record. Gene Ontology annotation, molecular function: hyalurononglucosaminidase activity. Gene Ontology annotation, biological process: carbohydrate metabolic process; hyaluronan catabolic process. The transcript is spliced from 8 exons.
GCUGAUGCCCCACUCAUGAUUCACUGAUGCCCUCCUCAUUGUGUUUCAGUAUGAGGACAGUGCACGCUCAAUGACCUCACACCCAGGUGUGCCGUCCGCCCCGGCUCCAACUCAAACUUGGCACAUGAGCGAUCAAAACAAGUCGAGUGCAUCUUUAUACACAGCUCUGCCCACCAUGCCUCCACUGUCCAACCUAUAUCUGUGUCAUUGCUCUGUGGAUACUCUCACUCUCUGCGCGACAGACGACGCUUCUGAUGGUGGGACGGUUCCACUGAAGGCAUGUCCAGCCAGGAGAAAAGAUGGUUUCAGUCACGUGGAAGAGCAGAAGCUACGUACUACUGCUUCUCUCAAUCAACCUUUCCAUCCUCCCCCCUCUGCUCGUCUCUCUCCUGAUCAGGCCUGCUCGUUCUACAUCUGUCCUGACAUCACCAAAAGCCUUGCCAUCCACUGUUGGUAACACCAACACAUCAAGCGCUUCAAACACAUCUGCCACUCUUGAAACCCUGGAAGUACACACCUCCACUAUCAGCCCAACAUCCUCUGAAAAACCAAUACUAGGUACUCCUACAAUGUCUGCUUUGGACCUAACAUCCUCCAGAGACCUUUUUAUGUCUACACCCUCAAGACCUUCAAAAACUUUCAAAGCCUGUAAGAGUGGUAAUCCUGACAAAUUCCCACGAAAAUGUCCUCUUUCCAAAAGGACUCAAUACCUCAUGUCUAAAAAAAACCUUCAGUCCCACAAAGCCAAACUGCUUUCUUCCUCUAACUCAACUCUACUUCCCAAAAUGUUGCCACCUUACCCUCCAACUCAAAAUACUUUAAACAAACUCCCCUCUCCACAGUCAACACCAUCCUUUUCAAAAGCACUCUCGCCUUUGACUGAUAAAACAUGGCUGCCUUCAUUUCCCAAAGCGUCCCCCAUCCCUCUUCCUAAUUCGACGGUGCCUUCAGAAGCAGCUGCCUUUCAUCAGCCCUGGCCACUUCCACCUCCUUCAUCUCUCCCUGACACGACAAGUCCGCUGUUUGAGCACCAGCCCUUCUUUGUCACAUGGAACAUCCCUGAUCGGGUGUGUAAGAGGCACAACAUCUCAUUAGACACAUCGCCCUUUCAUGGAAUCACCACACCUGCUAAGGUCCCAGAUCAGUUCCUGUCUCUGUUCUACAUGGACCGAUUGGGUCUUUACCCACAUGUCAACCUCAAGAGUAGAAAACUGUGCAAUGGUGGCAUCCCACAAAGAGGUAAUCUGAAAGCCAGUCUGACGAAGGCCAAGGCAGAUAUUAACUACUACAUCCCAUUCAAGACAAGUCGUGGCUUGUCUGUGAUAGACUGGGAGGAAUGGCGCCCUCUAUGGGACAGAAACUGGGGCACUAAGAGAAUCUAUCAGACUUUAUCUGUGGCUCAUGUAAAGCAGGGAAACCAGUCCCUUACAGAGGAGCAAGCCACAAAGAUAGCCAAACAACAAUUCCAGGUGGCAGCAAAGAGUUUCAUGUCAGGAGUGCUGGCACUGGGCAGAGCAAUGAGACCCAAUUAUCUCUGGGGCUUCUACCUGUUUCCUAACUGCUAUAAUCAUGGCUGGGAGCAUCCCGACUAUACAGGCCAAUGCUCUGAGGAGGUGAAGAGGCAGAAUGAUGAGCUCUUCUGGCUGUGGGAGUCCAGCACUGCCCUCUUCCCCUCCGUCUACCUGCAGGUUUCACUGGCAGAUGAACCUAAAGCUGCCCUGAUGGUAAGGAAUCGUGUCCAGGAAGCUCUGAGAGUAUCAGCCCUACCCAGGCGGAGUGCCACCGCACCUGUAUUUGUUUACAUGCGACCUGUAUUUGUUGACCAACACAGACGCUUCUUAAGCCAGGGAGACUUGGUCAGCACCAUUGGUGAGAGUGCUGCAGUGGGAGCGUCUGCAGCUGUGAUGUGGGGGGCCAGUGCUGACUUCAAUGACCAGGACUCAUGUGAAGCGCUCUCAUCCUACCUCUCCUCCACCCUCAACCCUUACAUCACCAAUGUGACUCUGGCGGCCCAGCUAUGCAGCAAUUUCCUGUGUCGAGGGAACGGCCGCUGUGUUCGAAAAAACUACAACUCCAGUCACUACCUCCACCUGAACCCUGAGAAUUUCAGGGUCAUGCAUGUUCAGAACCGCUACCUGGUCCUGGGGAAACCUACCAUGACAGACCUGAAGACUUUCAGCAAGAGGUUUACAUGUCAGUGCUACGAAGGACUCAACUGCUCUCCAAGGACGUAUAGAGAGCUAGCCAAGGCUCUGAUGUUCAGUGUGAAGCAGUGGCUUUACCACAAGCCUCACACUCUGUACAAAGCCCUGUUCGAAGAGACACAACAAGACAGCUACACAAAGAACAAUGUUAAAAAGAACUUGAAAUUUUAGCUUUGGAAGACACUUUUUUGGUCCCUCUUUAAGGUUUAAUGUUAUGACUUCACAUAACAAACACAGUUAGCUGUACUGGGUGACUUAGUGUGUUAGCAACUGAUACCCAACAAGACCUCAGGACACAGGAAGCAUCACACCAUCUAAAUUAAGCUUGUAUACUGUAACCACUGACAGAAUCAACAUGUUCAAAGUCUCACCAAAGAACAAGGGUGUUAUUAGGGGAAAAACAAAUGUGGUUCUAUAUCAAGUUACCUCGGGCAAUAUUAUUCUGAUGUCAUUUAAAUAUGAUUUGACUGUGUAUGUAAAUAAAUGAGGCAGGGAGCAA